This is a messenger RNA of Anolis sagrei ordinatus, 1427 nucleotides long. It is a transcript of the gene HOXB4, whose product is annotated as homeobox B4. The record is from RefSeq and is a predicted model, not a curated record. Lineage: Eukaryota; Metazoa; Chordata; Lepidosauria; Squamata; Anolidae. Gene Ontology annotation, cellular component: nucleus; nucleoplasm. Gene Ontology annotation, biological process: positive regulation of transcription by RNA polymerase II; embryonic skeletal system morphogenesis; anterior/posterior pattern specification. Gene Ontology annotation, molecular function: RNA polymerase II cis-regulatory region sequence-specific DNA binding; DNA-binding transcription factor activity, RNA polymerase II-specific.
AGGAAUAAAUUUUAGUAUAUUUUGGGGGUGUGCGUGCGGUGUGAGUGAGCGGGAGUGUGCGCGCCCUCCCCGCCCCCAAAAAAGGCCAACCACCACCACAGCGUUAUAUUAAUGGCCAUCAUGAGUUCCUUCUUGAUCAACUCCAACUAUGUGGACCCCAAAUUCCCACCCUGCGAAGAAUAUUCCCAGCACGAUUACCUUCCCAGUCAUUCUCCGGAGUAUUUCGGCGGCCAGAGGCGAGAGGAGAACUCUUUCCAACACGAGGCGUUGUACCCAGCGCGGUCCGCCUGUAACCAACCAUCCUCCUACCCUCCUUGCCAGGGUCCUGGGCACCAACCCGCCGUCCUAUCUCCCCGCAGCCAGCAUGUCCUUGCUCCCGCUGGACUUCAAAACCAUCUGUCCGAACCAAACCACACUUGCGAAUCCAUCACGCCAAGCCCACCGCCUUCCUGUAGCCAAAACUCUCUCAACCAAAGCCCGUCCGCUUGCAAAGAGCCGGUAGUUUAUCCUUGGAUGAAGAAGGUUCAUGUUAGCUCGGUCAACCCCAACUACACGGGAGGGGAACCGAAGCGCUCCCGGACAGCUUACACCAGGCAGCAAGUCCUGGAGCUGGAGAAGGAAUUCCACUACAACCGUUACCUCACCCGGCGGCGAAGGGUGGAGAUUGCCCACUCCCUGUGCCUCUCCGAGCGCCAGAUCAAGAUCUGGUUUCAAAACCGGAGGAUGAAAUGGAAAAAAGACCACAAGUUGCCCAACACGAAGAUCCGGUCCAAUUCUGCCUCCAGCCUGCCGGUGCAAGGCGGAGGGGGAGGAGGAGGCGGCCCCCAGGACCGAACCAAUGGACCCACCCCUACCCCCACCCCCAGCCUAUAACCCUCCUUCAAGUGUGCUCUGUGUGCGUGUAUGUGUGGAUAUGGAUGUGGAUGUGCGCUACGAACUGCUGUAUGAAAGGGAGGGACGCUGUUCCCUUGAGGAAGAAACAGGGGAGCUCUAGGGGAGGGGGCGAGUGGGGCGGUGGGAACACUAUUUAUAUGAGAGGAGAAGGAAACAAAGGAGAAUUGGAGGCGCGAAGGAGGGGGGAGUUCUCCCUUUGGCCGGAAAGGAGGGUUGUGUGUGUUGCGGGGUUGAAAGGGGGGGGGGGGGCUGCUCUGUUCUGUAGGAGAUAGGGAUGGGUGGGUUUUUUCCCCUCUCUUUUUGGAUUUGGCUAAGAUGGAUCCCUUUUUCAUCCUUAAUCAAGCCAAACCCGGGCCCAUUUGUCAUGUUUACUCUCGCGUACAAACGAAGGACCUUAUGCCAGCCAUUAGCUCGACAGGCAGAGUCAUCUUUAAUAAAUGAGGCCCGGUUUCACCUAAGGAGAACUGGACUCUCGCUCGCCCCCACCAUCCCUCCCACGCCAGCCACCAAACCCCACUUGAACGCCAAGCGUC